Neurospora tetrasperma FGSC 2508 is the source of this 4290-nucleotide messenger RNA. RefSeq lists its product as uncharacterized. Gene Ontology annotation, molecular function: molecular adaptor activity; protein kinase binding. Gene Ontology annotation, cellular component: Atg1/ULK1 kinase complex; extrinsic component of membrane; phagophore assembly site membrane. Gene Ontology annotation, biological process: autophagosome assembly; positive regulation of protein phosphorylation; reticulophagy. NCBI's taxonomy places the organism in Eukaryota, Fungi, Ascomycota, Sordariomycetes, Sordariales, Sordariaceae. The transcript is spliced from 4 exons. The record is from RefSeq and is a predicted model, not a curated record. The coding region runs from base 1 to 4290 and encodes 1429 amino acids.
AUGGUGUACGAUGUGUUGAUCGCCCAUACGGGCCAGCGCCUUGAAAUUGACAGUCGUACCAUCACAUCAUUAAAUGGCCUGAAGGAAUCCGUGGCCAGCCAGAGCUCCAUUCCUGUCGAGUGCUUGAUUGCCCUGACACCCCAGGGAAGGUCUCUAAGAUGGCAGCCAACACAGCCAGAGACAGAAAUCUACAUAUAUGACAGCCGACUGACACAGCGAUCCCAACCCGGGGCCUCGUCACCUCCCUUAUCCGAAUUGCCUCUUCCCCGAUACAAUGCACAUACUCCGCCCAACUCGAUUGAAGAUACGCGAUCCAUCCCAGCAUGGCAGAAGCUGUUUGAGACACGCCGUGCUUGGGCUAUCGACGUUGUGGAGGAUUGCGCCAGGAUGGACGCCGCCACGCGGGAGCGCUAUGCCGAGAUGGACGUCAUGUUGAGAUGUCUUGAUGCCGCUGUAGCAAAUCUGGAGAAUGCCGUCAAGGGACUCGAGAACAAAUAUGUCGAGCUGAAGGAGUGGUCCACAUCAGCUCAGGCCGAUUACAGUGCGUUGGCGACAGGUCUGGAUCGAUAUCUUUCUCUGGCCCGGGGCAUCGCUAUCUCGUCUAGCAUGGCCCAGUUCAUGACAUCCCGUGACGAUGGUGGUUGGAAAGGACGCCCACAGCGACAAAGCACCCUCGAAGACCUUGUUGAUCUGGAGCUCGCUCGGCAAGCGGGGAAACUCGCACCCUCUGCACUGCGCAAGUUCAAGGAUCGCAUCACCAACCUGGAUAAGGCGGCAACUCAUUUGUUCCAAGACGCCGACACUUUGAUGCACAAAUUUGAGACGACCAUGUCUCGCUCAGCCCUGUCCCACGACGGCGAAUCGUCACACCUUCUUCAGGAUAUUGAAGCCUUAGCCAACAAGAUCGACAACGACUACAAUGUAACGCUAGAGUACACGAGCUCCACCCGGGACACCCUUCUUCAAGUUUCCAAGACGGCAGCACAUCACACCGAGAGGCUACUGCCUAGCAUCCAAAAGCGCGCACUGGAAAUGGGUGAUAUCUUGUGCUACGCCACCAAGGCGCGAAACAGCCUCGCGGCCGAGUCCAUCGAGUUUAUGCGUAGCAUCACCGAGAUCACAAGCGAUAGCCACAGCGUAAAAUCCCAGAUAUCCGAGGCUGGCCAGGAGGAUGAACUCGCCACGUUUGAUCAUUUGCGGCUCAUCCAACAGAUUCCGUAUUUGUACGCCUCGUUUGUAGCAGAGGCCAUUAGGCGGCGGGAGUGGCUGGACAAAGUCAAACAAGAUUCUACCACACUUGCCAAUGAAAUGGCCAUCUUCCAUGAAGAAGAGGCAAAGAGGAGGCGGCGCUGGCACAAAUCGAUUGGGGCCGUUUUUGGUCCUGCCCCGACGGCUGAUAGUAAGGUUCCAAAUCUUGAAAUCAACCUUCGUGGAGAUGAUGGGGAAUGGCCCCUGAUGACAAGAAAAGACCUGGAUGACUUUUUCAACGCCUUGCGAAAUCAAAAGGCCGAUCCCGAACUUGUAGUCGAAAUCGAAAAACUCAUUGCAGACAUGGACAAUCCAACAAGGCAACAGUCAAGGCGGAUGAAAGCCUUUAAAAACGGAAGUGUCCACGAGACUGCUCUCGGACGGAGCGGACUACUCGUACGAGGUGACGAUGAUUUGCUUCGCUCCUUACAGGCAGACAAAACAAGGCUUGAAAGCAAAUUAAAAACUGCCGAAAGCCGAGUGCGCCGGCUAGAAGAUCUACUCCAUCGGCAGACCCAGGCUUCCAGGCCGAAUGUUGGCAACCUUUUCCAGAAUCCAAGCCAGCAAGUUCUAGAUCGUAACGACUCAAUUAGCUCUCUUAGGAACCCCCGUGCUGUUGACGACCGCAGCAGAUCAUUAGAUGGACUUGAGACGCUCAUCCAUCGAACACAGCAACUAGAGACCGAACUGAACACCGAGAGGGAGCGAUGCGUGGUUCUAGAGAGAGAAAUCAACGCAUUGACGACACUGCAUAACGAUCUAAAAGGCCAAAUGGAUGAAGCCAACUCCACCAAGAAGGAUCUCCUGCAAAAUAUGGAAGCACUCAAACGGGAGUUCACAGAAGAGCGAAAGUCUCUUGAAGAAGAGGUCAAGCAGCUAAAGGCUAGGCUUGAGUACACAGAAGACGAGAUCGAACACUUUGGCGAGUCGCGAGAAAACGAGAAGGCAUCAUAUGACGAAAAGGUUCACUUUCUUGAGCUUGAGGUGGAGCGGCUUACCAGGGAAAGACGAGAUGAUUCUCUGAAAGCGGAUGACCAGGUGGUGCUUUUGCAGAAUGAAGCAAGGCUACAACGUGAGCGUAUUGCGGCGCAGGAUAUCGAACUUCGAGCUGCCCAGGAUGAGAUCAGAGUGCUCAGCAAGCGACUGGAAGCUGUGACUGAGGAUAGGCAAAAGUACAGACAGGCACUGGAGGAUAUAUGGGAAUGUCUGGCGCCUGCUGAUGACGUUCCUACCGAGUUGCCUGAUCUCUUGGAAGGAAUCACCGGAAAGGCUGCCGAUAUUCUGAACACAAAGCAAGGCGUGGAGGGGGACAUGUCCCUCAUGAAGCUCAACGUGGAUACGUUGCAAAAUAACAUCAGGACGCUUCGCUCGGAGAUGGAAGUUACCAAGGAUAGACUCACGGAAGAGGAAUCGGUCUCGUUGCGCCUCCGCGAGAAGUUUUCAGAAGAAAGGGCGAAAGUCGUUGCCAUGGAGGGCGAACUAGCUCAUGGACGUGAACAGUUACAUGAAUUUCGGGUCAAGAUUGCCGACGGCGAAACUGGGUCCGAGUACAUGCGGAAAAGGCUAGAAGACGAGGAACAAAACCUCGCUUCCAUGACGGAGGAACUAGCUGCUCGACAAUCCCAAGUGCAGAGGAUGGAGGAAGAGGUGACGCGUUUCAAAGCAAAGCUUCACCAAACCCAGAUGCAACUAUCAGAACUCUCCAUACGGCUUGAAUCACGUACAGAAUGUGCCAAGGAUCUGACACAACUUCUUUGGUCACAGAACGACCGCCUUACUCGUUUGCUUGAGCGGCUUGGGUUCUCCAUUUCCCGUGAGGAGGAUGGUACUAUGCACAUUCAGAGAACACCUCGAUCUGAGCGCUCAUUAGCAACGACCGCGAACCCGAAUGAUUCAGACCCAAGCUCAUCACUCCGUCGUUCCAGUACGCUCAACGCCCGACCCGUGACUGACAAUGCGGACCUGGAGCUGCUGCAAUGGAUGAGUAGUGCAACUCCGGAGGCUGAGGUUGAAAAGUACAAGAUCUUCAUGGGCUUAUUUGGUUCGUUUGACAUGGACGUCUUUGCGGAUGCGGUGUACCGGCGUGUCAAGGAUGUUGAGCAUGUGGCACGAAAGCUGCAACGAGAGGCGCGAGCGUACCGCGAGAAAGCACACAGCUUCCAGAAGGAGGCUCAUGACAAGAUUGCCUUCAAACACUUUAAAGAGGGCGACCUUGCUUUGUUCCUUCCUACGCGGAAUCAGUCGACGGGCGCUUGGGCUGCUUUCAACGUUGGGUUUCCACAUUACUUUUUACGUGAGCAGGAUUCGCAUCGUUUGCGCAACCGUGAAUGGCUUGUUGCCCGAAUCAUGCGCAUUCAAGAGCGGGUGGUGGAUUUAUCCAAAUCCCUACAGCAUGACCAGGCAGGGGAGACGAGAAAAGAUGGUGCCAGGGGAGAAACGGAGUCUCUUGAUGACGAUGAGAACGAUAACCCGUUUGACCUUUCCGAUGGCCUACGAUGGUAUUUAAUCGAAGCUGUUGAAGACAAGCCCGGGGCCCCAUCCACGCCAGGCUUGGCCAAGAGCACUGUUGCGGCAAACAAUGUCGAAGCAAUGGCCGAUAUGCGGACACAGGGGCAUAUUUCUAAAGCACGAGGGCUCACUGGACGUGGAGGCACGCCGUUGGGAAUCGAAGGCGUCAGCAAGACACUAUCCAAAAGUCUCGAGAGUCGUCGGUCCAGUACGGGUUCCAGGAAGACCCUACCGUUUGUGAUUGGCGCCUCGUCGAGGGGUCGUGAAAGCGCCCUUGCAAGCGAGACAAACUCCCUCCGUGCGGUUCCGGCAGACAACAACAGCUCGGCUCCAACGAAUGCAGCUCAACCAUACAUGUCCCCCACAGACAAGCUCAAAGAUGCGUCUCUGCAGGAAACUCCCCUGCAAACAAACAGUAUUUCAGCGGAGGGUGAAAGCAUGACCAUUGGUGCAAGAAAUGAUCAGGCUAUUCUACAGCCAUCGCAGACUCAUUCUGAGGUUCGCAACGAGACAGAAUCUCUGAUAGGGUCUUGA